AUGGCAACACAUAAGGAAAACGACACAAUAAAAUUCAUCGAAUGUCCAGUGUGUCGUAGAUGUAUCGAAGCUCCGAGGACUGACAUUUCUAGUGGAGAAUGGGCAUCCGAAUUACCACAAAAUAAACUUAUUCUGGCUAUGUCUCUGGAACAAGAUGAAAAUAAAAACUGCAUGAUUUGCAAACGACAAGAGAAAACUGUACCUGCGAAGCACUGGUGCAAAGCAUGUAUGGAAGCUAUUUGCGAAGAUUGUAAAUCAUUACACAGAGCUGUGCAAAGUCUGCAGAAUCAUAAAAUAUUAAGUAUUUCAGACAUCAAAAAGUUGAACAGCGAAGUUGAGGUAGAAGAGUCAUGUCUCUUGCACAAAGGGAAGAUACUUGAUGUGUUUUGUCACGACCACCAAGAGCUAUGUUGUAGCAUAUGCCUCGUCAAACAGCAUAAACUAUGCAAGAAUCUAGACACAGUUGAAGAUAUGGCUUUGGGAAUUGACCGAGAUAACAUUCAAAAUAUUGCUUCGAUAUAUAUUUGUUUGGAGAAAAGACUGGAAGAUAUGCUGUUAGAAAACUUGAAUAAAGUAGCCAAACUCAACAGCAGGAAGCAAGAAAUAUGUAUGAAGACAGAAGAGAAAGUUAAAGAAAUCAGCUCGUUACUGGACGGUGCUCAUGCACAGUGGCUGAAACGGUUUGAACAGAAUCAUGCAGAUUCUAUUGGAAACAUUGAAAUAGCUUCUGAUGAGUUGAAACGGUUUUCUACUACAGUACAUGAGGCAAUAAUCAUACUACAAUCAAUGUUGAAUAGUGGAUCCUCAAAACAACUGUUUAUUACGAAUUAUAGAUUACAAAAUCAGAUUUCUGACUACAUUACUCGUUUAAAAUCUUUGGAUAUUUGGAACUUCUCUGAAGAUUACAUGCAACACAACUCAGACUUUCUGAGUCAAAUUUCCAAUGGCAAAGAAUUUGAAGACGUAGCAUUGUCUAAAGUACAAUCUAGGAUUGUGGAGAGAAUUUCACAGAUGAGUGCUCCAAAGAUAACUGAUAAAGAUAAUAUUUUACAAAGAAGAAAAAGAAUGUCUCAAAUGGACUGGAUGAAAGUUGAAUUUAAAAAGCUAUCGGAGAUUAACGAAAAGUCAGAAACAGUUUGUUAUGGCUUGUUUAUACAUGACACUAGGAUUAUACUUUCUCUGGCUAACCCACCUUCGCUGAAGAUUUACGACAUCAGCAAGUCCACAGGAGAAUGUGUUCACACUGAGAAGUGUCAGGACAAACCUUACGGCCUCUGCCACACUGGUUUAUGUUUGAAUGAACUUUAUGUUUCUUUUAAAAACUUUAUUAAUCAUUAUCGAAUUGAGGUCGCAGAAACUACAAAAAUAACAAAAGUUAGAACCAUUCACUUGGAAGAGCCUAUGUUGGCAAUUUCUUGUGGGCCAACGUCAGUGUUUGCCGCCAAUGAUUCCAAGAGAAUGAUUUGUUCUUUGGAUUUCUGCAUUAUACAUAGUUCAGCAUAUACAAGUGAUGGAAAGGUUCCCUUUGUGUGCUCGUCGUUGAUAUCAGAUAAUCAUUGUUUUAUAAGAGAUGGGAUGGUAAUAGUUGUGGAUCAGAAUAACAAAGAGAUUUUUAAGAGUGCUCAGGAUGGAUAUCCUCGUGGACUCGCAUUUGACUCACAAGAUAACAUAUUGGUUUGUUUUCAUACGACUACUAAACUUAAACAGCUAAAACGCGAAGAAAGGGAAAGCAGAGACAUUGUUUUGACAGACAUGACCGAUACUUAUAACAUUACACUUCAUCCAGCAGGAGACAAGAUAUUGGUGUUAGACUACGAAAGAAAAUGUGUUGUUUACCAAAUAUGCUAG
Molecule: messenger RNA, 1848 nt
Organism: Saccostrea echinata
Lineage: Eukaryota; Metazoa; Mollusca; Bivalvia; Ostreida; Ostreidae
Exons: 1
Coding region: 1-1848 (615 amino acids)
Biological process (GO): positive regulation of DNA-templated transcription
Cellular component (GO): chromatin; nucleoplasm
Molecular function (GO): protein binding; zinc ion binding; ubiquitin-protein transferase activity
Source: RefSeq, a predicted model, not a curated record